UUAAUAUUAAAAAUUUUAAUUUAGUUUAUGAAAGUAAAUUAAUACGUAAGAAAUAUGUCUAGCACAUCGCAGAAACAUAAAAACUUUGUGGCAGAGCCAAUGGGUAGUAAACCUGUUACAGACCUUGCUGGAGUUGGAGAAGUUUUAGGACGUAGAUUAGAAGCUGCUGGCUUUGAUAAGGCAUAUGUAGUUCUUGGGCAAUAUUUGGUCUUAAAGAAGAACAGGGAAUUAUUUCAAGAAUGGAUGAAAGAUGCAUGUUCAGCUAAUGCAAAACAGUCUAAUGAUUGUUAUCAGUGCCUUUCUGAUUGGUGUGAAGAAUUUUUGUAAAGUAAUUAAUAAAGUUAAUAACGUUAAUAUUGCAAAACUAAAACUACUAAGAGAUUAUCUAUUAUAAUAUUUUAAUGUAAAAUGUGAAAACAAGUUCACUUUUGUGAAUUCAAUAUUUUAGACAAUUUUAAUAUAAUAUAACGAGAGUAAUUAUAUAAAAUGGUAUUUUAACAUACUGUAUAAAUUUAUAGUUUUAUUUCAUGUUAACAAUAAUAUAGUUAGCAAUAGCUCGAUAUUGGCAGGUUAAAUCUUGACAUUAAUUUUUAGUAAGGUCUUAGUUAUUUGUUUAAAAACUGUGUACUAUAAAACAUGUAAUAGUUGCUAUAUUUUCUACAUAUUCAUAUAACAUUGUAUAAGCUACUCAGUAUAUAAAUUUUUUACUUGUAAUAAUAUUUCACUUCUUAUAUCUUUUGUUAUACAAAAGUUUAAGAAAUAAGUAGAAAGCUUAAUUCAGAAAUAUAUUUUUGGGUAUAAUAUUUAAUAACUGAAAUGUUCAAAACAUAUACAUGUAUUUACAAGACUGUAGUGAUAUUCUAAAUUAAAGAUUUAGAUAAAUCUCGAAACUGCUAAAUCAAGGUAAAUACCAACAUUAAUAAAACUAUUUUUCAUAUCAUAA
This is a messenger RNA of Osmia bicornis bicornis, 943 nucleotides long. It is a transcript of the gene baf, whose product is annotated as barrier-to-autointegration factor B. The coding region runs from base 55 to 327 and encodes 90 amino acids. The record is from RefSeq and is a predicted model, not a curated record. The transcript is spliced from 3 exons. Gene Ontology annotation, molecular function: DNA binding. Lineage: Eukaryota; Metazoa; Arthropoda; Insecta; Hymenoptera; Megachilidae.